Molecule: messenger RNA, 1136 nt
Organism: Tarenaya hassleriana
Lineage: Eukaryota; Viridiplantae; Streptophyta; Magnoliopsida; Brassicales; Cleomaceae
Product: protein IQ-DOMAIN 14-like
Exons: 4
Coding region: 61-972 (303 amino acids)
Molecular function (GO): protein binding
Source: RefSeq, a predicted model, not a curated record
CCACAGACGGUGGUUACGGUGGUGGAGAGUGAGGACGAGCAGAAGAAACACUCUCUCACCAUGGCUGCAGCCACGGUGGUGGUGGAAGAGAUCGCGGCCAUGAAAAUUCAGGCGUAUUUCCGCUCCUACUUGGCGAGGAAGGCGUUAAGAGCGUUAAAAGGAAUAGUGAAGUUGCAGGCUCUUGCGAGAGGGCAUCUGGUGAGGAAACAAGCCACGGCUACGCUCCGUUGCAUGCAGGCUUUGAUCACAUUACAGGCUAAGGCUCUUGAACAAAGGAUCCGUAUGAUCGAAGACCCAAAACCCUCCAUUCCGAGAUCAUCAACUCACGGGAAUUCAUCUCAAGAAACCCGAAUCAAGAACAGUUACCAUUACCACGAGAAAGACAGAGUUCUUGAGGAAAACAUCAAGACUGUCGAGAUAGACGACGACAUUCAAUCUAAGCAAUACUCUCCAGCUCCUUCAGCCAUAACCGAGAUGAGUCCCCGGGCCUAUAGCGGUUAUUUCGAGGAUUACAACUUCACCACAGCUCAGAGCAGUCCUCAGUGCUUCAGAUUCAAAGGAGAUUAUUACAAGAGAGAUUCCUUGUCUUCGUAUGAUUACCCUCUGUUCCCAAACUAUAUGGCGAAUACCGAGUCUUCUCGGGCAAAGGCGAGGUCUCAGAGCGCUCCCAAACAAAGGCCACCUGAACUAUACGAACGUCAGCCGAGUGGACGGAGAAGGGUUUCCAUGGAAGGUCCAAGAAAUGGCAUCCCGAGAGCGGUAAGGAUGCAGAGAUCGUCGUCUCAUGUGGGUUCGACUGUGAUGGCCAAAGAUCAUCAUCAUCAGCUUCAGUACUAUCCAUGGAUGGGAAUUAAACUCGACAGAUCUAACGUCUCCCUUAAGGACAGCGAAUGUGGAUCGAGCAGUACGGUUAUGACAAACAUAAACUACUGCAGAUCUAUGGUUGGAAGCGAUGUUCAUGGAAACAAGUAGUGAAUGAUUUAGAAUCAAGAGUGGCUUAAAGAUUCGCUACGGAUCAGACAUUAGCAUGAAACAUAAGACUUUGGGGUUUAUAAAAAUAGCAUCGGACAAAUAAUUUCAAGUUGAAGAUUUGAACAAAUAACUUCCCUGUCAGGAUAUUGAAUUUUGUUCUUGAA